CUCAGCGAGGUAACUUUAAACACACAGGCUCACAGGAAAACCCGUGCUGCCCGGACGCUCAGCACCGCAGCUCCCUGCGCCACUCCUGGAAAAUAAUGACUUGGGUAAGGAACGGUUAAUAAGAAAAUGUGUCUCGCUAACCGUGUACAGCACAACAAAGAGCUGGCAGCCCCUGAAGGAAAAGGGCUUGUGCGGCUGCCGUUCAAACUUGUCAGUCAACUCGUGCCAGCAGCCUCAGCGUCUGCCUCCCCAGCGCACCCUCAUUACAUGUGUCUGUCUGGCCUCAUCUGUGCAUGGGCUCCGAGCCGCUCCUGACAGUUCAGAAUUCUCUUCCUUUCUCCCUGCUGCAAAGAGCGGAUUUCUCUCCGCGUCUCUUCUGUCAUCUCCAGCUUCUCUCCCCAAGGACGCGCCUUGAUUUAUGGUAGCUUUGGACUUCCUUCAGCGUCUGCCUGUCCUUGACUUCUAGAAUGGAAGAAGCGGAGCUGGUGAAGGGAAGACUGCAGGCCAUCACGGACAAAAGAAAGAUACAGGAAGAAAUCUCACAGAAGCGUCUGAAAAUAGAGGAAGAAAAAUUGAAACACCAACAUCUGAAGAAAAAAGCCCUGAGGGAGAAAUGGCUCCUGGAUGGAAUCGGCAGUGGAAAAGAACACGAAGAGAUGAAGAAACAAAAUCAACAAGACCAGCACCAGACCCAGGUUCUAGAGCAAAGCAUCCUCAGGCUUGAGAAAGAGAUCCAAGAUCUUGAAAAGGCUGAGCUGCAAAUCUCAGCCAAUGAAGAGGCAAUUCUAAAGAAGCUAAAGUCGAUCGAGAAGACCACAGAAGACAUAAUAAGAUCCGUGAAGGUGGAAAAGGAAGAAAGCCCAGAAGAGUCAAUCGAGGACAUCUAUGCUAAUAUCCCUGACCUUCCAAGUUCCUACAUACCUUCCCGAUUAAGAAAGGAAAGAAACGAAGGACCAGAUGACGAACAAAACAGAAAAGCUUUGUAUGCUAUGGAAAUUAAAGUUGAAAAAGAUUUGAAGACAGGAGAGAGCGUAGUUCUUUCUUCAAUACCGCUCCCAUCCGAUGACUUUAAAAGUACAGGAAUAAAGGUGUAUGAGGACCGGCAGAAAUCAGUCUACGCAGUUAGCUCCAAUCGGAACACAACCUACAACGGCACCGACGGCCUCGCACCUGUUGAAGUGGAGGAUCUCCUAAGACAAGCCUCAGAGAGGAACUCUAAAUCGCCCACAGAGUACCAUGAGCCUGUGUAUGCCAAUCCUUUUUGCAGGCCUAUGACCCCACAGAGAGAAAGAGUUAUAAGCCCUGGACCAAACUUUCAAGAAAGGAUAAUGAUGAAAACUAACGGACUGGGCAACCAUGCAAAUGAAUCUGCACACAGUAUGACGGACGGGCUCUCAGAGAGGAGAAGCAAUGGUCCCACUCACGCCAGCCCCACUCAACCAACACCUCAGCCCCGAUCAAAGGUUCAGCAAGUGGAAGAGAUGGUCCACACCCAACAAAAGAGGAUGGCAAGUCCUUGGGAAGAAUCCAGCAACAGGCAGAACGAACACGAAGUUUCUCCAAAGAUGGAACUGAGCCCCAGCAGAGCAAGCCCUGGGAAAUCAGGACCCCAGUGUUCUUCACCCACUUGCCAGGAGGAGACAGAAGAUGUCAGAUAUAACAUCGUUCAUUCCCUGCCUUCUGAUGUGGAUGACACAGAACCCGUAACAAUGAUUUUCAUGGGGUAUCAGCAGGCAGAUGAUAAUGAGGAAGAAAAGAAGCUUUUGACAGGCUACGACGGGGUCAUCCACGCUGAGCUUGUUGUGAUUGAUGACGAGGCGGAGGAUAAUGAAGGACAAGCCGAGAAGCCAUCCUACCAUCCCGUAGCUCCCUGCAGUCAGGUUUACCAGCCAGCCAAACCAACCCCACUUCCUAGAAAGAGAGCGGAAGUUCGUCCGUAUGAAAACACAAACCAUAAAUCUCCUCACAAAAAUUCCAUGUCUCUGAAAGAGCAAGAGGAACGCUUAGGCAGCCCUGCCCAUCACUGUCCCCUGGAUGUCCCAGUAGCUGGAGAUGGGACUGAGGAUCCUUCUUUAACAGCUUUAAGGAUAAGAAUGGCCAAGCUGGGGAAAAAGGUGAUCUGAGAGCCGUGGUGCCCACCUGAAGGAGAAGCCAAGAAAUGCCUGAAAACUUCUCUUCUGAAUUCUUUUAUUUCUUGUCCCUAAAGUCCAAAACUAUAUAAUUAUAUGCAUAGUAAUCCACAUAGAUAAAUAGUAGUCAUUAUUUAGGGGGGAAUCCCCCCUCAAAAAGAGCUGGGACAACAAAUGCUAACUUUUCCAGUUACUUGAUAUGACUCAGUGGGGUCGGGGGAACCAGUAUAUUUUUAUUGUAUUGAUACCAAAGCAUUUCUAAUAAGAGCUUGUUAAAUUUAAGAAUAAAGUUAUUUAAAAUACCUUGACUAUCUUAA
Mus pahari (shrew mouse) is the source of this 2446-nucleotide messenger RNA. RefSeq names its product palmdelphin (gene Palmd). The transcript has 8 exons. NCBI's taxonomy places the organism in Eukaryota, Metazoa, Chordata, Mammalia, Rodentia, Muridae. The record is from RefSeq and is a predicted model, not a curated record. Gene Ontology annotation, biological process: regulation of cell shape. Gene Ontology annotation, cellular component: cytoplasm; membrane. Bases 468 to 2123 code for a protein of 551 amino acids.